Messenger RNA from Cynoglossus semilaevis (tongue sole), 695 nucleotides. Its product is annotated as Golgi-associated plant pathogenesis-related protein 1-like. The record is from RefSeq and is a predicted model, not a curated record. Gene Ontology annotation, cellular component: extracellular region. The coding region runs from base 92 to 658 and encodes 188 amino acids. Lineage: Eukaryota; Metazoa; Chordata; Actinopteri; Pleuronectiformes; Cynoglossidae. The transcript has 6 exons.
GUUAAAUGUCACGUUCACAUUUUCUUCACUUGAACUGACUUGACUGAUCUGAGAAGAGCUCCUGAAACUAUCCUUUUCAGCCACAAACACAAUGGCUGAUGUCAGUUUUAAGAGGGAGUUCCUGGAGGCACACAACAGCUACAGGAAACUCCAUGGUGCACCACCACUGGCCCUCAGCAGUGAGCUUAAUGCCACAGCUCAGAAAUGGGCUGAUCGCCUGCUGGCCCUGGGCCUCAUGAAUCACAGCGACACCAAAGAUGGAGAGAACAUCUACACCGUUUUGAAAUCAGAGCAGCUGACAGCAAAGGAAGCUGUAGAUUCUUGGUACAGUGAGGUAAAAGACUACAACUGGAAUAACCCUGGGUUAAAAUCCAACACAGGUCAUUUUACCCAAGUGGUGUGGAAAGAAACCACUCAACUGGGUGUGGGUGUGGCAACUGUUGGCACAAGAUCCUAUGUGGUUGCCCAGUACCGACCAGCUGGCAACAUGACCAUGCCAGGGAAAUUUGAAAGCAAUGUCCUCCGACAGGGCAGCAACGGGGCGCGUGGAUCAGGAGGGUCAUCAACUGGAGGUGGAGAUGGAGGCAAGUGGAAGAGACGGGAAAAGAGUAAAGGAAAUGGACAAACUGAAAAUACAUUGUGCUGUACAUUGUUAUAGACACCAGUUGUCUUGUUUAGAUGCUUAACAUCUAAAA